CUCAGUAUCUACGGGGUGGCAACCGUCAUCUACAACCUAUUCUUCCAUCCAUUACGCAGAUACCCAGGACCGAAGUUAUGGGCAGCUACACCUCUACCCGCAGCAAUCAACAUCCUCCUAGGCAACCCCCACCUCACCAUUCUCGAUCUGCAUAAGCGCUACGGCGACGUCGUCCGCGUGGGACCCAACGAAUUGGCACUUGCACACGCCGAUGCAUGGAAAGACGUCUGCGGACACCUCAAGCGCGGACAAGACGAGAAUGGGAAAGACCCAAAAUACGGAAAAGAAGAGAUGGACAAGAGCCUCAUUUCAGCAUCGCGA
This is a messenger RNA of Colletotrichum phormii, 321 nucleotides long. Its product is annotated as cytochrome P450 monooxygenase. Gene Ontology annotation, molecular function: oxidoreductase activity, acting on paired donors, with incorporation or reduction of molecular oxygen; heme binding; monooxygenase activity. NCBI's taxonomy places the organism in Eukaryota, Fungi, Ascomycota, Sordariomycetes, Glomerellales, Glomerellaceae. The annotation marks the transcript as partial. The record is from RefSeq and is a predicted model, not a curated record. The transcript has a single exon.